Molecule: messenger RNA, 3628 nt
Organism: Rubroshorea leprosula
Lineage: Eukaryota; Viridiplantae; Streptophyta; Magnoliopsida; Malvales; Dipterocarpaceae
Source: the annotation of a GenBank genome assembly
AGGAACUGCAUAGCAAAUCCACCAAAGAAAACAAAUAAAAAUUCGCAGUCCAAAAAAAAAAAUAAAAUAAAAUAACGUUUUCCAGAAAUUGCAGGUUGCGAACGGAGCCUGCGCAGACCGCGGAGCGGUACCUCGGAAUCUAAAAUUAACAUAGCGGCGGCGGUUGUGGGAGUUUUUGGAUUAUAAAAGAUGUCCCAGACUAACUGGGAAGCUGAUAAAAUGUUAGAUGUGUAUAUCCAUGAUUAUUUAGUAAAAAGGGAUUUGAAGGCUUCUGCUCAGGCUUUUCAAGCCGAAGGGAAGGUAUCAUCAGAUCCUGUUGCUAUUGAUGCACCUGGGGGUUUCCUCUUUGAAUGGUGGUCUGUAUUCUGGGACAUAUUUAUUGCGAGGACAAAUGAGAAGCAUUCAGAGGUUGCUGCAUCAUACAUUGAGACACAGUUGAUUAAGGCACGAGAGCAGCAGCAACAGCAGCAACAGCAGCAGCAGCAGCAGCAACCUCAACAACCACAACAUCAACAACAGCAGCAGCAGCAGCAGCAGCAGCAGCAGCAACAACAGCAGCAGCAGCAGCAGCAACAGCAGCAACAGCAGCAGCAGCAGCAGCUGCAAAUGCAACAGUUAAUAUUGCAGAGACAUGCUCAGCAACAGCAACAACAGCACCAACAGCAGCAGCAGCAGCAGCCCCAGCCUCAACAGCCACAGCAGCGAAGGGAUGGAACCCACCUCCUUAAUGGCACUACAAAUGGGCUUGUGGCGAAUGACUCUCUUCUGCGGCAGAAUCAUUCAACUGCUAAUGCCUUGGCUACAAAGAUGUAUGAACAAGGACUAAAAGUGCCACUUCAGAGGGAUUCUUUGGAUGAUGCAGCUAUGAAGCAAAGGUUUGGAGAGAAUGUUGGCCAGCUCUUGGAUGGAAAUCAUGCCUCGAUAUUGAAGCCAGCUGCAGCUACAGGCCAGCCUUCAGGACAAGUGUUACACGGUACAGCUGGUGGAAUGUCUCCACAAGUUCAAAGUCGCAAUCAGCAACUGCCUGGAGCCACACCGGACAUAAAGACUGAGAUCAAUCCAGUAAUGAAUCCUAGAGUGGCAGGUCCUGAGGGAUCAUUGAUAGGAAUUCCUGGAUCAAAUCAAGGUGGAAACAAUUUGACUCUGAAAGGAUGGCCACUAACAGGAUUCGACCCGCUUCGCCCUGGGCUUCUUCAGCAACAGAAAUCUUUCAUACAGACUCCUCAACCCUUUCAUCAACUUCAGAUGUUGUCACCACAGCACCAGCAGCUUAUGCUUGCUCAGCAAAAUUUGACAUCACCAGCUGGCAGUGAUGAGAGUAGAAGGCUGAGAAUGCUUCUGAAUCGAAAUAUGGGUAUUAAGGAUGGCCUUUCAAAUUCUGUUGGUGAUGCGGUUGCAAAUGUUGGGUCAUCUUUACAAGCCAGUGGCCCUAUGCUGCCUCGUGGAGAUGCAGACAUGCUAAUUAGGAUAAGAAUGGGCCAGCAGCAGAUGCAACAGCAACAGAACAAUAAUCCACAACAGCAGCAGCUUCAGCAGCAUGCACUUUCAAAUCAGCAAUCACAGAUUUCAAACCCCAGCCUCCAUCAACAGGAUAAAAUGGGUGGUGGUGGGAGUGUAGCUGUUGAUGGUAGCAUGUCAAAUUCUUUUCGGGGAAAUGAUCAGGUUUCAAAAAACCAGACUGGGAGAAAGAGGAAACAACCAGUGUCUUCUUCAGGUCCUGCCAAUAGUUCAGGAACAGCAAAUACAGCAGGGCCUUCCCCAAGUUCAGCACCAUCAACACCAUCAACACACACUCCUGGAGAUGUGAUCUCGAUGCCUGCCUUGCCACAUAGUGGGAAUUCUUCCAAGCCUCUAGUGAUGUUUGGCACAGAUGGAACUGGCACGCUGACAUCGCCAUCAAAUCAGUUGUGGGAUGACAAAGAUGUUGAAUUGCAGGCUGAUAUGGAUCGAUUUGUGGAGGAUGGAUCUCUAGAUGAUAAUGUUGAGUCUUUUUUAUCCCAUGAUGAUACCGACCCUAGAGAUACCGUUGGUCGAAUGGAUGUCAGUAAAGGGUUCUCAUUUACAGAAGUUCAUUCUGUUCGAGCAAGCGGAAGCAAAGUUACUUGUUGCCACUUCUCAUCAGAUGGAAAGUUGCUUGCUAGUGGCGGCCAUGACAAAAAGGCUGUGUUAUUUUAUACAGAUUCCAUGAAACCAAAGUCUACACUUGAAGAACAUUCAGCCUUAAUUACUGAUGUCCGUUUCAGUCCAAGCAUGCCACGUCUUGCAACAUCUUCAUUUGAUAAAACUGUCAGGGUUUGGGAUGCUGACAAUCCUGGUUACUCACUUAGGACAUUUAUGGGACAUUCUUCUACUGUUAUGUCACUUGAUUUUCACCCGACUAAGGAUGAUCUCAUCUGCUCUUGUGAUGGUGAUGGCGAAAUACGAUACUGGAGUAUUAACAAUGGGAGCUAUACAAAAGUUUUCAAGGGUGGUACGGUUCAGUUGAGAUUUCAACCUCGUCUUGGAAAGUUCCUUGCUGCUGCUGCGGAGAAUGUUGUAUCUAUAUUGGAUGUGGAGACACAAGUGUUGAUGCAUUCAUUACAGGGACAUACUAAACCGAUCCAUUCAGUGUGCUGGGAUCCUUCAGGUGAGUUUCUAGCAUCUGUUAGUGAGGACUCUGUCAGAGUUUGGAGAUUUGGAUCAGGGUCUGAAGGAGAAUGUGUUCAUGACUUGAGCUGUAAUGGCAACAAGUUCCACUCUUGUGUUUUCCAUCCUACUUAUUCCUCAUCAUUACUGGUUAUUGGCUGUUACCAGUCUUUGGAGCUCUGGAAUACGACUGAGAACAAAACUAUGAGUGUGGCAACACAUGAAGGACUAAUUGCUGCAUUGGCUGUAUCGACUGCCACAGGGUUGAUUGCUUCUGCCAGUCAUGACAAGUCUGUCAAAUUAUGGAAAUGAUGGUUGUUUUCAGAAUUCCUAAGUUAACAGCAGAUGACAGUACAAAUUAGGGUUUUAUAUUUGCAGAUUGUAGUUUGUUGCUGUUUGGUUGCUCAAUCUGUCCGUUUGGUGUUCUGUUCCACAGAUUCAGCUCCUCAUGACCCCAACAUCUAACCUGUGUUGUAUUUUAAAUUAUUGCUUACUCUUUUUAACUUUGAAAGUCUGGGAUAUUUGUGGACUCUUUUAACGUUAUGAAGAACACGAUCUAAGAUGCCAUGUUCCUCAGUUUCCCCUCUAGGAAACACGCAGCAACGGCUCUUUCUGCAAUGUUUACCCUGUAUGGUUUCACCAAAACUAAAACUCGGUCUAGCAUCUGUUUCAAAGGACUUGAACAAGUCUAGGUUAGCUGCCAUCCAAUCAUUUGAAUCUUAAAGUGAAAGUACAAAUCUAACUCUGUUUUUGCUACGGCACUGGGGUGAAUGUUAAGUAUUCGUGCACCUCAUGAAAACUACCUCCUUGGUUCGGUGAAGGGAUGGUCAUUAGCUAGGAUUGGUUCAAAUCGAAUCUUAGGGUGUGUUUUGGGUUGUUGUAAAGUGUUGUGGUUGUAUUGAAUUAUGUUGUGUUGUAUUUGUAGUUAAAAUUUAUUUUGAUGUUUGAUUAUUUAUUUAUUAGAAGUAUUAUAAAUGAAAUAUAAUAAAAUUUAUUAAUUAUU